AUGAUCUCGCGGCACGCUCGCCAGAGCCUCUCCGUCAGGCAAGCGACAUCGCUCCGCACAUUAUCGAGAUGUUUCACGAGAAGUCCCCUGAUACUACAACAUCAGAGCACGGCAACGACCACAGCCGGGCAUAGAUGUGUCUUCACCGGCCACGCUCGACCCGUGCGGAGGAGACUGUCAGAUGCUGCGCAGCGUCAUGUGCGCGAACGUAGCCUCGCUACGGCAGCCGGAGAUGUCAACUUUGACAGCCUCCCGUAUGGCCAGAUGGGUCACGCGAGUCCGCUGCCCUUCCAGUCACAACCCCUCUACUCCCAGAGCUUCCAAAGCUUCGACCCGUCGAUGCCCCUGAUCCUCCCCGAGCCGACCGAAUCCCGACCGAUGACGAGAAUGAACAGGAAUGGUAUCCCCGGCGACACAGAGGAUCUCAUCUCCGUUUUCGAGGCCUGCCUCCGUGUUGGGAAGCUCGAACGGGCCAGCCUCGUCCUCAAGCGUGUCAACGCCCACCCGUCCAUCUCGAACGAAGAGCGCAUCCUCCUCCACAACAUGUACCUCCGCUCCAACCUGCAGCAGAUGCGUGUCACUCCUGAUCCAAAGCAACUUGAGCACCUCCACCAGUGGUACGAGCUGCAGAUUCGGAACUGUGGGCUCCCCCACACCGCCGAGACGGUCGCUUGCAUGCUCAAGGCCUCGCUCCUCUCCGAGCGUGGUGGAAGGCUCAAGCGUCUGAUCAAGAGGUAUAUGGGCAUGGCACCCGGCGAAUCCGGUCUCAAGGUGCUGUCCAUGGCCGACAUCCUCAGUGACCAGGACAUUGGUGUCAUCACAGACACCUGCCCCAUGUACAAUUACGUGCCUGAGGCCGAAGAGGUCGAGGGCCAGCUGGAGGCACAAGUCGAGGAAGCUUCCCGCAUCGAGCCUGGCAAGGGAACAUCAAGCUUGGGCCCCGAGCUCAUCCCCACCCCCCAGCGUGGCGAGGGUCUCAAGUCGCUGCGCAAGGGUCUUGAGUUCCUACGGGACAUUCAGGACGUCGACGUGUCGAAGCUCCCGUUGCAGGACCAGCGGGAUAUUCAGAUUCAGCUGGAACGAGACUCCAUCGGCUCCGCGAUUUCGAGGUGGCGAUUGGAGAACAAGAACAGGCAGCAGCGUGGAAUCAACUCGGCCAUCACCGGUGGCGGUUUUGGCGAGAACUCACUCCCCAGCCACAUGGCUGCAUGGUUGACUUCGAUGGAGAACCGCCUCAAAGAUGAGUUCAAGCUCAUCGAGGCGUCGGAGCAGAAGACUGGCAAGUCGGAUGCUGAUCUGGAGCGCUGCUUCUACGGCCCCCUCAUCCGGCAGGCCGAUCCAGCACGCCUUGCUGCUGUGACCAUCCUCACGGCCCUCAACAUCGGUGCCAUGACCGGCGCAGACAAGGGUGUCCCCGUGAGCAAGCUUAUAUUGAAUAUUUCGAAAAACGCCGAGGAGGACAUCGAGAUUCAGAUGAAAGAACAAUUCAGGAAGAAACGAAAAGUCCAGUACACGGGAGCGGCUGAGCCGACACCGUCGGAAACUUCUGCCACACCUCUAAUUCUGGAAACUGAGGGGGGGACGGACACGUCCAAGGACAAAGAGGCACGCAAUGAGAACAAGGGCUGGUCGCUGCAGGCAAGGACGCAGGUCGGCUCUAUCCUGGCCAAGGUCUUGAUCGAGAAUGCUAAGAUGAGGGUUGUCGCGGUUGACCCCAUGACUCAGGAAAGGGUCAGCCAGUACCAGCCAGCUUUUACGCACACGCAGCAGAUCCGCAAGGGCAAGAAGACAGGCGUCCUGAUCCUGAACUCUCACCUAGUCGAGCAUCUCAAGAAAGAGCCCAUGGGUGACUACUUAGCCAAGCACCUUCCUAUGAUUGUGGAGCCGAAGCCGUGGAAAACGUUGACCGAGGGCGGUUUCCUCGAGAGCAAGUCGAGCGUUAUCCGCGUGCAGCCUGGCGAUGUUGAGCAGAAGCUCUACACCAAGGCAGCCAUCCGCUGCGGAGACUUCGACACCGUCUUCAAAGGCCUCGACGUGCUCGGCAAGACGGCCUGGCGCGUAAACAACAACGUGCUCACCGUCAUGAUGGAGGCUUGGAAUAACGGCGUCGAGAUUGCUAACAUGCCUCCUCUGAACCCUAACUUCGAGAUCCCCACCGAGCCAGACGCAACGGAGCACCCAGACCUUCAUCGUCAGUGGGUGGCUGCCGUGAGAGUCAUCGAGAACAACCGGGCUGGACUCCACUCGCAGCGCUGUUUCAUGAACUUGCAGCUCGAGAUUGCCCGCGCGUUCCGGAACCAGACACUAUACUUCCCUCACAACGUCGACUAUCGCGGCCGCGCGUAUCCCAUUCCUACCUACCUCAAUCACAUGGGUGCCGACCACACGCGCGGACUUCUAAGCUUCUCGUCCGGCAAAGAGCUCGGCGCCAGGGGUCUGCGCUGGCUCAAGAUUCACCUGGCCAAUGUGUUCGGUCUUGACAAGGCUAGCUUCGACGACCGUGAGGCCUUUGCCAUGGAGAACGUCGCCAACAUCGUCGACUCUGCCACGAACCCGCUGGGCGGCAACAAGUGGUGGCUCAAGGCCGAGGAGCCGUGGCAAUGCCUUGCUACAUGCUUCGAGCUCAAGGCUGCCUUUGACCUCCCAGACCCGACCAAGUAUGUGUCACAUCUGCCUGUGCAGCAGGAUGGCACGUGCAACGGCCUCCAGCACUACGCGGCCCUAGGUGGUGACAGCUGGGGUGCCAAGCAGGUCAACCUGGAACCCGGAGACAAACCUGCCGAUGUGUACUCUGCCGUCGCGCAGCUGGUCAAGGAGACGAUUGCCGAAGACGCGGCCAACAACAACCCACUGGCCAAGAUCAUGCAAGGCAAGAUCACUCGUAAGGUGGUUAAGCAGACGGUCAUGACCAACGUAUACGGCGUGACGUUUGCCGGAGCCAGGAAGCAGGUGUGCAAGCAGAUUGACGCUCUGUACCCGACCAUCGGCCGGGACAAUGACACCAAGAACAUAGUCCUCGCGUCCUACGUCGCUCGACACAUCUUCAUGGCUCUGGCGACCAUGUUCAGGGGUGCGCACGACAUCCAGUACUGGCUUGGCGAAGCAGGCGGACGCAUCUGCCGCGCUCUGACGCCUGCGCAGCUGGAUCACAUCGCCGAGGAAUUCCGGGCAGCGGAGCCCAUCGCGGCGAGUGCGUCCAAGGGAAAGGGCAAGAGGACGAAGAAGGCGGGUGCGGCGGUUCGCAGCAAGGCCGUCAAGGCCGGACUUGACGAGCUGGCUAAGAACUUCCGAUCGACGGUGGUGUGGACGACGCCGCUGCGAAUGCCGGUGGUGCAGCCGUACCGCAAGGGCACGAUGAAGGAGAUCCGCACGUGUCUCCAGGCCGUCAUGUACCCGACGACCGACCAGACCGAUCCUGUGAACCGCAAGAAACAGCUGCAAGGAUUCCCACCCAAUUUCAUCCACUCCCUCGACGCGAGCCACAUGCUCCUCUCGGCGCUCAAGUGCCAUGAGCUGGGGCUAAGCUUCGCGGCCGUGCACGACUCGUUCUGGACGCACGCGGCCGACGUGGACGUCAUGAAUGGCGUGCUGCGCGACGCCUUCAUCAAGAUCCACGAGGACGACGUUGUCGGCCGCCUAGCCGCCGAGCUCAAGACGCGCCACCACGGCUCCCUCUACCUCGCCAACAUCGACCCGGACAGCGCCGUCGCUCGCAAGAUCAAGGAGCUUCGCGCGAAGAGCAACCUCUCGCCCAAGGAGGAGCUACUACUCGAGCACAAGCGUAACACGCUACGUCUGUCCGGUAACCCUUGGGAUCUCGAGGCCGCCAAGCAGAUUGUCACGCCCGCAUCGGUGUACGAGGACAUGGCUGCCACAGAGGAGGACGUCGGUAUCCUCGAGGAUGUCAGGGAGAUUGAACUUGGUGCUGUGCCGGAUAUCAAGGACGAUGCCGCUGCCGCUACCAUGUCCUCCCCCGCCAUGGAUGACGAGGAUGACCUGGAUGCUCAGCCUGCUUCUAAGCCCGCUGCGGCCAAGUCUAACCGACCUACUGUGCCUGUUUGGCUUCCCCUGACUUUUCCCGAGGUUCCCAAGAAGGUAUCUUCAAUCUUGUCUUAUCAUCCCGUCUGUCCCAACUUGAUAUGA
Messenger RNA from Geosmithia morbida, 4143 nucleotides. RefSeq names its product DNA-directed RNA polymerase, mitochondrial. Gene Ontology annotation, cellular component: mitochondrial DNA-directed RNA polymerase complex. The transcript has a single exon. Gene Ontology annotation, biological process: mitochondrial transcription. The record is from RefSeq and is a predicted model, not a curated record. Gene Ontology annotation, molecular function: mitochondrial promoter sequence-specific DNA binding; DNA-directed RNA polymerase activity. The coding region runs from base 1 to 4143 and encodes 1380 amino acids. NCBI's taxonomy places the organism in Eukaryota, Fungi, Ascomycota, Sordariomycetes, Hypocreales, Bionectriaceae.